CUGCCACCUGUAAGAUGGCGUCUCUCAGUAGGCGGCUUGUGUGGGAUGUGUCUCGCUUCCUCAGGCAGACCUUUCCAAUUGUCCAUAAUAGAUCCUUUCUUGAGCCUUUUCAAAGGUUCAUGGCGUCGGGUACUUUCUGUUGGAGUUGGGGCAAGUCUCUGUGCUGUUCCUGUGGGGCAGAGGUCGGAGCCAGCUCUAUCAAAUGAAUCCCUCAUAAAAAGGGCCGCAUCUCUGGUAACAGACAGUACCCAGACGUUCCUGUCUCAGACUACAUACGCACUUAUUGAAUCUCUUACAGAAUAUACUAAGGCUGUGUAUACACUUGCCUCACUUCAUCAAAGAUAUACCUCUCUUAUGAACAAAUUGAACUCUAAUGAAGAAAGUGCCAUCUGGCAGGUGAUCAUUGGGGCACGUGUACAGGUUAAGAAGUUACAGGACGAAUAUGUGAAGUAUGAGGCUAACUGGAUGCGAGCUGUAAGAAUAUCAGAGAUGGCAGCAGAAGCAGCAUACCUUGCUGGUGCUGAUCAAGCUUCUGUGACAGUGCGGAAUCACAUUCAGCUGGUCCAGACACAAAUACAAGAGACACGCGUGAGCUUGCUCUUAAGGCAGAAGCCUUGCUAGCUUCUGUCCAGUCAGAGGAAAUCAAGAAAGCACUUACAGAAGACAAAAACAAUCCUCCUGAUGGGGGCAGUCCAAUGAGCAGCUUGUCAGACGAAGAGGUCCCAGAGGCUUACUUGCGAGAAGACUGA
Molecule: messenger RNA, 749 nt
Organism: Staurois parvus
Lineage: Eukaryota; Metazoa; Chordata; Amphibia; Anura; Ranidae
Source: the annotation of a GenBank genome assembly